UUGACUAUUUAAGCUUUAUCUCUAUUCAUAAAAAACUUUCCACUCCAAUUUCAAACUUCACAAACCCUAAUCAAAUGAUUCUCUUCAUUUCACUUCUCACAUUCAUCACACUCUUUUUCCUAGUACUAAACAAAGCAAUCAGAAAGCCCGGGAAGCUCCCUCCCGGGCCGCAAAAGCUCCCGAUCAUCGGCAACCUCCACCAGCUCGGCAAACUCCCCCACCGUUCCCUCCAAAAACUCUCCCAAAUCCAUGGCGAUCUCAUGUUCCUACACCUCGGAUUCACCCCGGCAUUAGUAGUCUCAUCCGCCGAAAAAGCCCGUGAUAUCUUUAAAAACCACGAUCUCGCCUUCUCGGGGCGGCCCGCUCUCUACUCAUUCGACAAAGUAUGCUACAAUCACUCAUGCGUCUCGACCGCACCGUACGGAGCCUACUGGAGGGAAGCUCGGAGAAUCGAAGUCCUCGAGCUGAUGACGGGGAAGCGGGUCCAGUCGUUCCGCCACAUCCGGGCCGAGGAAGUGGGCCGGAUGAUCGAUUCUAUUUUGGGUACUGCUCCGGACCCGGUCGACUUGAGCUCGGCGGUGUUUGCUAUGUCGAAUAACGUCAUCAGCCGUGCCGCAUUCGGGGCCGGGAAUGGGAAUGGGAAUGGAAAGAGCUUCAGGGAGAUUAUUAGUGAGACGCAGAGCCUUGCCGUAGGGUUUAAUUUGGCCGAUUAUUUUCCGGGUUUGGGUUGGGUUAAUCGGGUCAAUGGGGUGGAUAAAAGGAUUGCGGAGAAUCGUCGAGAUUUGGAGAGGGUUUUCGAGAGGGUAAUCGGAGAGCAUCGUGAUCGGACGGCGGAGGAUUCCGGUGAAGGAGAUAUCAUUGGUGUGUUGCUUCGAGUGCAGAAGGAAUCGGACCUCACUGAUGAUCAGCUUAAGGCUAUACUCAUGGAAGUAUUUGUGGCGGGAACUGACUCAGUGGCGGCAACAAUCAUAUGGACAAUGACGGAACUCAUCAGAAACCCAACCGUCAGACGAAAAGCUCAACAACAAGUGCGAGAAAUCGCAAAAGGCAAACCCAUGGUGGACGAAUCAGACCUCCCAAAACUCUCCUACCUAAAGCAAGUCAUCAAGGAGUCAUUCCGCCUCCACCCACCGGCACCGCUACUGGUUCCCCGAGAAACCAUCGAGCCUUGCGCCAUUGACGGCGGCAAAUACCAUAUUCCCGCCAAAACCAGGGUUUUCUUCAACUUGACAGCUAUGUCGGUGGAUCCGGUGAUAUGGAAAAACCCUAGGGAAUUCUCUCCGGAGAGGUUUGAGGAUAGCGAAGUCGAUUUUAGAGGGAAGCAUUUCGAGCUGCUUCCGUUUGGUGCGGGGAGGAGGGGGUGCCCCGGGAUCAACUUCUCGAUCCCGGUGGUGGAGCUGGCCGUGGCGAAUCUUUUGUUCCGAUUCGAUUGGAAGCUUCCGGAAGGAAUCUCAGCGGAGGAUAUUGAUAUGGAUGAAUCGCUUGGGAUUGUUAUGCGUAAGAAGACUCCUCUUUGCUUAAUAGCUUCCUCAGCGAAUAAUUAGAAGUGGGGGUACGUACAUUCAAAAAUAUUACUACUAUGUUAAAUCUUAAAUGGCAGUAAUUAAUUUAAGAUAUUGUGCCAAAAAUAAUAUCGAUGUUCUUGUACUUUUAAAUUUGUAUGUAAGAUUACUCAAACCUCGGAUCUAUAAUAAUUCUUAUUUAUAUUGUAUGUGCAAUUGAGAC
Molecule: messenger RNA, 1725 nt
Organism: Salvia hispanica
Lineage: Eukaryota; Viridiplantae; Streptophyta; Magnoliopsida; Lamiales; Lamiaceae
Product: strychnine-11-hydroxylase-like
Molecular function (GO): monooxygenase activity; iron ion binding; oxidoreductase activity, acting on paired donors, with incorporation or reduction of molecular oxygen
Source: RefSeq, a predicted model, not a curated record